Molecule: messenger RNA, 1780 nt
Organism: Arabidopsis arenosa
Lineage: Eukaryota; Viridiplantae; Streptophyta; Magnoliopsida; Brassicales; Brassicaceae
Source: the annotation of a GenBank genome assembly
UUUCAAAUUUGCUAGCUCUUAGAAAUAUGGCUCUGCUUAUCAUCACUACAUUGGUGUUUACAUGUUUAUGGUCAUCUGUGUCACCAGAUGAUCAAGGGAAUGCACUAUUUGCCUUAAGGAGCUCGUUACGUGCAUCUCCUGAACAGCUUAGUGAUUGGAACCAGAAUCAAGUCGAUCCUUGUACUUGGUCUCAAGUUAUUUGUGAUGACAAGAAACAUGUUACUUCUGUAACUUUGUCUUACAUGAACUUCUCCUUGGGAACCUUGUCUUCAGGAAUAGGAAUCUUGACAACUCUCAAGACUCUUACAUUGAAGGGAAAUGGAAUUACUGGUGGAAUACCAGAAUCCAUUGGAAAUUUGUCUAGCUUGACCAGCUUAGAUUUGGAGGAUAAUCAGUUAACUGGUCGCAUACCAUCCACUCUUGGUAAUCUUAAGAAUCUCCAGUUCUUGACCUUGAGUAGGAAUAACCUUAAUGGUACUAUCCCUGAUUCUCUUACUGGUCUAUCGAAACUGAUAAAUAUUCUGCUCGACUCAAAUAAUCUCAGUGGUGAGAUUCCUCAGAGUUUAUUCAAAAUUCCAAAAUACAAUUUCACAGCAAACAACUUGAGUUGUGGUGGCAGUUACCCUCAACCUUGUGUAACUGUGUCUAAUCCUUCAGGUGAUUCAAGCAGUAGAAAAACUGGAAUUAUCGCUGGAGUUGUUAGCGGAGUCGCAGUUAUUCUCCUUGGAUUCUUCUUCUUUUUCUUCUGCAAGGAUAAGCAUAAAGGAUAUAAACGCGACGUCUUUGUGGAUGUUGCAGGUGAAGUGGACAGAAGGAUUGCGUUUGGACAGUUGAGAAGAUUUGCAUGGAGAGAGCUUCAAUUGGCUACAGAUGAGUUCAGCGAAAAGAAUGUUCUCGGACAAGGAGGCUUUGGGAAAGUUUACAAAGGAUUGCUUUCGGAUGGCACAAAAGUCGCUGUGAAAAGAUUGACUGAUUUUGAACGUCCAGGAGGAGAUGAAGCUUUCCAGAGAGAAGUUGAGAUGAUAAGUGUAGCUGUUCAUAGGAAUCUGCUUCGCCUUAUCGGCUUUUGUACAACGCAAACCGAACGCCUUUUGGUGUAUCCUUUCAUGCAGAAUCUAAGUGUUGCGUAUUGCUUAAGAGAGAUUAAACCCGGCGAUCCAAUUCUGGAUUGGUUCAGGAGGAAACAGAUUGCGUUAGGCGCAGCACGAGGACUCGAAUAUCUUCAUGAACAUUGCAACCCGAAGAUCAUACACCGAGAUGUGAAAGCUGCAAAUGUGUUACUAGAUGAAGACUUUGAAGCAGUGCUUGUAACUGGACAAAGAGCAAUUGAUUUCUCGCGGUUAGAGGAAGAAGAUGAUGUCUUAUUGCUAGACCAUGUGAAGAAACUGGAAAGAGAGAAGAGAUUAGGAGACAUUGUAGAUAAGAAGCUUGGUGAGGAUUAUAUAAAGGAAGAAGUUGAAAUGAUGAUACAAGUAGCUCUGCUAUGCACACAAGCAGCACCGGAAGAACGACCAGCGAUGUCGGAAGUAGUAAGAAUGCUUGAAGGAGAAGGGCUUGCAGAGAGAUGGGAAGAAUGGCAGAAUCUUGAAGUGACGAGACAAGAAGAGUUUCAGAGGCUGCAGAGGAGAUUUGAUUGGGGUGAAGAUUCCAUUAAUAAUCAAGAUGCCAUUGAAUUAUCUGGUGGAAGAUAGAAACAGAAACUUGGAUUCAAACACACUGUAAAGUAGAAGAAGAAACAACUAGUUUUGGUUUUAAACAAGAAUGAAGUUUUGGUUUCUAA